AUGAAUAAAUGUGAAGAACUCUGCUCACACUAUCAAACACUUCAACUUACAUCAAAUGCCAGUUCAAGUGAAAUCCGACAAGCUUAUCUUCGACUCAUCAAGCUAUCGCAUCCGGAUAAAAAUCAACUUUGUGGACCUACCCUAUACGAGUCUUCGGCUCAAAGAAUCAUAGAAGCUUAUGCCAUCUUGGCCGAUCAGACGAAACGGGAAGCAUACGAUCUCAAACUAAAGCUGGAUCAAAGCCAAGCAGUGCUUGGAUCCAAAUGUCAAAACGAUACCAGGAAGCCAAUCGUAUCCCACACUGUCGACCUUUCCGAAUUCACUGAAAUCUCAACUGUCACGAAGAUCACCGAACACGAAGAGCCGGUUCAACAAUUUAUCUAUUCAUGUCGAUGUGGUGGCCAAUUCAUGAUCACUAGCCAAGAUAUGGAGUCUAAGAGGGACAUUGUUGGAUGCAACGGUUGUAGUUUAACUGUUAAGGUUGAAUUUGAAUUUGACUGCGGCGACAGCGACAGCGACAAAUGA
Messenger RNA from Melampsora larici-populina 98AG31, 525 nucleotides. RefSeq lists its product as uncharacterized. The coding region runs from base 1 to 525 and encodes 174 amino acids. Gene Ontology annotation, molecular function: metal ion binding. The record is from RefSeq and is a predicted model, not a curated record. The transcript is spliced from 2 exons. Lineage: Eukaryota; Fungi; Basidiomycota; Pucciniomycetes; Pucciniales; Melampsoraceae. Gene Ontology annotation, biological process: protein histidyl modification to diphthamide.